Messenger RNA from Pantherophis guttatus, 1931 nucleotides. It is a transcript of the gene KMO, whose product is annotated as kynurenine 3-monooxygenase. Gene Ontology annotation, molecular function: kynurenine 3-monooxygenase activity; FAD binding. Gene Ontology annotation, cellular component: mitochondrial outer membrane. Gene Ontology annotation, biological process: quinolinate biosynthetic process; L-tryptophan catabolic process. Lineage: Eukaryota; Metazoa; Chordata; Lepidosauria; Squamata; Colubridae. The record is from RefSeq and is a predicted model, not a curated record.
AAGAGGGUACAGAAUCUUCUGACUAGUCAAAGGAGAGACAUUCAAACCAUGGAUUCUUCUAAUACACAGAGGAAAAAAGUAGCUAUAAUUGGGGGAGGAUUGGUGGGUUCUCUAAAUGCUUCUUUCUUUGCAAGAAGAGGAUUCCAAGUAGAAAUGUAUGAAGCAAGAUCAGAUAUCCGUAGUUCAAGUGUAACUCGUGGCAGGAGCAUUAAUUUGGCCUUAUCUCACAGGGGACGGGAAGCUCUCAAGGCAGUUGGAAUGGAAGAUCAGAUUGUUUCUAAAGGCAUCCCCAUGAAAGGAAGGAGAAUUCACACUCGCUCAGGGAAAAGAUAUACAAUUUUUUAUGGAAUAAAGAACCAGUAUAUUCUUUCUAUAGAUAGAGCAAAUUUGAAUAAGGGGUUAUUAACUGCUGCUGAGAAGUAUCCCAAUGUUAAGUUAUACUUUGAGCACAAACUGCUUCACUGCAAUGUAGACUCGGGGCUACUGACCUUUUCAGGAUCAGACCAAAUGACUAAAGAGGUCACCUGUGACUUAAUUGUGGGCUGUGAUGGAGCCUUUUCCACAGUUAGGAAGCAGUUUAUGAGACAAACACGGUUUGAUUACAGCCAAGUAUAUAUUCCACAUGGAUACCUGGAACUGAAAAUUCCUCCAAAAAAUGGAGAUUUUGCAAUGGAGCCAAACUAUCUUCACAUUUGGCCUAGGAACACAUUCAUGAUGAUUGCACUGCCAAACCUGGAUAAAUCAUUCACCUGUACACUCUUCAUGCCCUUUGAUGAUUUUGAAAAGCUUGCCACAGGAGAGCAAGUGCUGAAUUUCUUCAAAACUUAUUUUCCAGACUCAGUUCCUCUAAUAGGAGAGCACGAACUGAUGCAAGAUUACUUUGUGCUACCAGCUCAGGCAAUGGUCUCUGUGAAAUGCUCAUCGUAUCACAUUGGCUCUCAAUGCGUGCUAAUGGGAGAUGCUGCACAUGCUGUUGUACCCUUUUAUGGCCAAGGCAUGAAUGCUGGAUUUGAAGACUGUCUAGUCUUUGAUGAGCUGAUGGACCAGUUUCAAAAUGACCUCUGCAUUUGCCUUUCAAUGUUCUCAAAGCUGAGGGUACCUGACGAUCAUGCAAUUUCGGAUUUAGCCAUGUAUAAUUAUAUAGAGAUGCGGGAACGUGUGAAUUCAAGGUGGUUCAUUUUCCGAAAGCAUAUAGACAAUUGGCUUCAUGCCCUCCUGCCCUCUAUCAUCAUUCCUCUGUAUACUAUGGUAACAUUCUCCAGAAUCCGAUACCAUGAAGCUGUGCAGAGAUGGAAAUGGCAGAAUAAGGUGAUCAAUAAAGGCCUCUUCCUCACCAUGGUAGCAGCAGCAGUGAUUGGCAUCUAUCUGUUCAGAAAUGGAAAGUUACCCAAAAUUGACUUUCGUAUAAAGGAUUUCUGGAGACAUACUUAAAAAUGGUGGGAAACUUUCAGAAAUCAUUUGAGAUAGAAAUGAAUGCUUUCUGAAUAAUUAGUCUCUAUUUUAGAAGUUGGUCUUCCAAAUAUAAAAACACAUAUGAUAUAGAUGAAUGCUGGAUCCAAGACCUAAAUUCCUGUUCAUAUAAAGAAAUUCACUAUUAUUUUGUUAUCAGUGAACAUGUCAAGCCGCUUCUAGAUUUGGACAUGCCUUGCAUUUCAUCGUUGCUUUGCUGUCUUGUGUUUCAUUUGCAAGGAAUCUGCAAUAUCCCAGCUAUAUCAUCAACACAUUUUGACAGAAGACGCUAGGGCGUUUCUAAGACUGUUCUACCAUCUCAUCUUCGGUUCUCUCCCAUAAGAUAAUCAUUAUGGCAAUGCUUGGUGUUAUCUAAUUCAAUUGUUUCUGCAUCUUUUAAAAAAUAUUUUCAUGUAAUCCUGUUAUGGAUAUGUUCUCAAGUUCUAGUAUGGUGGAAAAAAAAAUAAAGUUGUUGGUUAGGA